Messenger RNA from Echinostoma caproni, 990 nucleotides. The record is from the annotation of a GenBank genome assembly. NCBI's taxonomy places the organism in Eukaryota, Metazoa, Platyhelminthes, Trematoda, Plagiorchiida, Echinostomatidae.
AUGCCGAAAUCUCGCUCGAAUAGAAACUCCGGAGUGCCACGUGGUUCGCAAUAUGUGGACGGGCAACUGAUUCACAUUGCCACAAAUCAGAAACUGUACGCACGAACCCACGUGUGUACUGUUUUCCGGGAGACGUUGCGUGCAUCCGAACAGUUCUCCAAACAAAAUGCGGUUCGAAUAAUGGAGAAGAAUUACAAAAAGCGACAGGCCCAUGGGAUGGCAAAUAUUCUGGAAGACAGAUUCACUUUGGAAAAGAUUAAAUCAAGUGGCAAGGAACCAUUCCGUUCGUGGUUGGCUUUUCGUGAAAUUGCUGACAUUCAACGCAGCAAAUCCAAGCCCGAAUAUUUCGUGAUGAGUGUGGAUUCCGAACUGAGUCAUCAAAAAUACUACGAGGUGUACAAAUGCAAAUCGAAGGAGGAUGCGUACAAAUUUGAGUCGUUUGUCAAACAAGCCCUGGCAGAUCCGGAAUUCCGCAUCCGUGACGGGCCCAUUUUGGAUGUGGUCCCAGUGAACGAUGAACCCGGGCGAGUUCGUUCCAUUGCACAUUUGGAAUUCCAAACAAGCCUUGAAUCACUGCACGAGAAUGAACGUGUGAGUACCAUGUAUCAAGCCACAAGUCCCACACCACCUGAAGGUUUUGAUAUUCCGCGAUCACCAUCGCCACCGCAAAUGAAACUUUCACCAGUCCUGCAACGCCAACAAAUGGUCAUGGCUGCCCCUCCGCCGGCACCUGUGUACGAACCGUCUCCACCACCGGUGAGAAGACGUUCACCAACACCGGAAUAUCGACCAGUAACAGCUAAAGCAGCUCAGGAUGACUUCACUUACAUUGAUUUUGACGCGCGCACAAGAAAUCCGUAUGAGAGCUCAACAGGACCGGUCUACAUGUAUUUGUCACGUCACAUCAGCCAACCGGAUCUCGGUCGACAAUCGCCUCCCUAUUCAUCUGGCCUGUAUAAUGGUCGUUCUUCGGGCAACUACGCAUACUGA